Messenger RNA from Orbicella faveolata, 2298 nucleotides. RefSeq lists its product as uncharacterized. NCBI's taxonomy places the organism in Eukaryota, Metazoa, Cnidaria, Anthozoa, Scleractinia, Merulinidae. The record is from RefSeq and is a predicted model, not a curated record.
UGAAUUUUCUAGCCUUGCCGAAGAUAUUUGAUUUUGUUUGAUUUUUGUGGGAAUUUGCUCUUAAGAAUCGAAGGUCGAAAAGGGUCAAUUCAUACCUCUCAGGUUCGUGCUUUUAACCAAUCUGGUUUUCUUUACAAGAUCUUAUCAACUUCAGAGCAACAAACAGAGACAGCGAACAACGUCAACAACAUCUCACUCAGAACCCUACCGUGACAAUCAAAACACAAAACUAUAACAAUAUCAUCUGAUAAUUUCCAGGUCAAAUGCAUAUUAUUCUUUGGAAGACUCGUUCUGUCUCCUCCCAACCCCUUCUCUUGAAAUUUAAUCAAUGAAUAUCCCCUCUCUCUUAUCUCACGCUCUCAUGUGGGUAAACAGGUAAUAAGUAAGCAUUGUGUGGGUUCACCCUUCCCUUCAACGUCUAUAAACAAAGGUUCCGAGUUCCAAGCUUUAAAUAAUACUAAUUUCCUCGUCGAUUUUGAUAAUGUUAUACGAUCUAAAAAAUUGUGCUGACUUUCUCACCCAGAGGUAUGGAGCUCCAAGAAGUCAAGCGUAACAUAAUGGUAAAACCACCUCCAAAGGAUCCUUUGAGUCAAUCCUCGGGUCAAGAUGGCGCAGCUGCUUUAGAUAAAGGUGCUGAAGAAAAGCUCAUGUCCGUGGCAUCGGCUAGAUAUAAAGCUAAAUUUGAACCAACACCUUUCAAGGAAUCACUACAUACGUGGACGCAAAUCACUGGAGACCAAUCGAAGGCGGAUUCUCCCAUUCUGGAUAAAAACAGCAAUGCUAAUAAAGGGGAACCACCUCGCAAAACAUUACCCCUAUUGGUAAGGAUUGACGCAGCGCCUAUCAAACCAGCUAAACCGGAUUUUUUGAAAUUCAGGCUUAGAAUGUGGCAAGAUAAAAUCAUUUUCGCGAACAGGGUGACCACUGCUGCUCAAACAUGCAAAGAAGAUGACGAUUUUUACGAAGACGUGGCAUCUGAACUUCAAAGUAGAAAUCAAGAAGAGGAAUUUGAAGAACUUGAAGAGACUUACGAUGGUGUGUCAUCUGUACUUCAACGCGGAAAUCUAGGUAAUCUUGUGAAAGGAUAUUUACCGAAUUAAAGCAAUCAGUUUUAAUUGCCCGUAGAAAUAGUUUAUACGCAAAGGAACUAAACUUACUGAACAUAUGACAAUCGUUGCAUGAGCUCGUGUAGUGCCGAGACGAUUUUUGUCAUGAUCUUGUAUUCAAGAAAGGCGAAUGGAAUGAUAUUGUCUUGUUCAAUUCUUCAAGCAAUUGGAUGGUGCGGACAUUUCAAUUUGAUCUAGACAAAAUUGAUGGUAUGAAACGACGACAAAAACUGGCAUGAGGUGCCCACGUUUUAAGUUGAAAUAAGACUCUUCAAAUGAUUUGUGGAAAGCGAACGACGCAGGGUGUUCAUCUGAACUAUUCAAUUCAGACAAUCUCCUCUAUAUUCUGAAACAUUGUGAGCAACGAAAAAGGUUUACUGAAAGAUCCGAAGUAAUAGCGUUUCAGAAAAUUAUAUGUUUAUGGGGAGCAGGAAUGGCGUAGUUGGGAGAGUGUUCACCUCCCGCCAACGUGGCACCAUAGUUACUAACUAUGGUGGCACGGGUUCGAUUCCGGCCCGAGGUCAUAUGUGGGUUGAGUUUGUUGUUGGUUGUCCCCUUGCUCCGAGGGGUUUUCUCCGGGGUUUUCCGCUUUUCCUGACUCCACAAAAACCAACAUCUCCAAAUUUCGAUUCGACCAGGAUAUGAGGAUCUGCGUCAAAAUCAGCGGCUUCCUCUCUAAAUAUUGUAGUUCGUUAUUUAUAAUUAAUCCUUCCAUUGAAAUAAACCAAGAGUUAACUUGUUUGUAAUGAAAGGCUGUCAUCAUGCAUGAAGACUACAGAUUACUCAGAGUCGAUCACGUUCACUGACGUUUAAAACGAGAAGACUCAAAUUGAAGGAAAUGAACUUUCCAGACGUGUAAAAUCUAAUUUUAUGCUAAAAUCUGUUUCCACUCUCUAAAAGAAAUUGUCUCGGUUUUGGAUCUUCCUAUUCAGUCGAGUUUUGUUCUACAUUUACGAGCCUUUUCUAUUUUACGAACUCUACGUAAUUGAGAUCAUUUACAUUCUGUGGGUUUUUGAUUUUCCCUAUCGAGAUGGCAUUUAAAUCCAACUUUUCUUGUAUUUGCGAAGUAGAAAUUAAAGUUCACCAAAUCUGCUAUAUUUUCAGCCUUUUUUACGAUAGAACUUCCCGCUUCCCGCCGCAUAUAAAAUGAAACUAAAAAGAUGAACCCUUGCUUGCUUGUGACCAAGAUUCU